AGAGUAAAUGCAUGUUUAUUAGUACGAACCGGUCCAAGGCUAUAAACAACAGACUAAUAUCACAAUCAACAACUAACCACCCCACACAUAUUCUCACUAACAUUAUCUCCUGUAUCUGCUCCUUUGCUUCAGUUGUAAACCAACUCCUCCACAAAUCUGCACAUCCAACACCGCGUCGAAGGCUCUCUUUGGGUUAGGUUCAGCGGCAUUUACGGUCCCAUCUUCUGAACACCAGCUCUUACUCAAGAUCACAGCUGUCGCAUAUGACAACCACCCAUGCUGCCAUACACGAUCGGCCAGGGCCUCGCCCCGUCAGCACUCUCCGGCACACCAGGCCAGUCGCCGCAGAAGUUCCUCAACGUGCCUUCGCUGCGGGAGCCGUCGACCGCCGCCGCGUCGUCGUCGUCCUCGGACGGCCUGCCGGCGAACGGGAACGGGAGCGGUGAUCCGCAGCAGCUGGCGGUGCCGCAGAUCAGCGUGGCAGGGGCGCCGUCGGAGUCGUCGUUGCUUGGGGAGUCUGUGGCGAGGAGUAGGAGGGGAUCGCUUACGCCGUCGCUGAGACUUGAGACCGCGUCUAUACGGCGGGAGGGGAGUCAUAACUGGCAACUGCUGAAUCAUGCUCGGGACGUCGUGAGCCAGAUCAUCGACCAACUGACCGCCUUUCGAAAGUUCGAACGCGACGACGACGACACGCUCACCAGGAUCGAGUCCGAGCUCGCGAGCCGGGCGCGCGAGGUCGAGGCGCAUAUUUCGCAGCUGAAGAAGAUGCGCGAGCGGGUAGCGCAUUACAACGGCGUGCUUGAGCAGGAGAACGUGCGGUCAAAGACAGAGUACGCGGUGAAGUUGCAGAAGAUUGAUGAGUUUUGUACAGAGCUGGACGUGGUCGCUGAUCUCGAGCGGAGGUUGAAGAAGGCGACGGACCGGGUGGAGGAUUAUAAGAGUAGGAUGGUGGAUAUUCGUAAUGGGAUCAAGAGUGAAAAGGAAAGGCUGAUUGAUUACGAGAGAAGGACUACUUCUCAGCGAAGUAUUCUUUGGAGCUGUUUGUCGGUGGGAGCACUUGCUUGUGGAGUCGGGUACUCGAUAUAUUUGUACAAAGCAAGAAUAUAGCCUAUUCUGAGUCUCCAGCAUACAAUAUGUAUACUUUGACAAGCUGCAUGCACGAAGCACCGCGGUCCAGUGCCGAUACCAUUCCCUGAGCACUGCUGGGGGAGUAUCGUCAGUCCUCGGCUUUGGCAGAGGAUGAGUCUGCAUUACAGCAGGCCUUGAUUUGCCUCUAUUCAAUACCAUUCCACCACCCACUCAGCACCAGCAGACCUCUCUCUGAUUUCAACACACCUUCAAUCACUUCUAUCCUCUCCUCUUAACAAAGACGUAGACAAAGCCUCCGCUGGCUG
This is a messenger RNA of Myxozyma melibiosi, 1394 nucleotides long. RefSeq lists its product as uncharacterized. The transcript has 3 exons. The coding region runs from base 277 to 1107 and encodes 276 amino acids. The record is from RefSeq and is a predicted model, not a curated record. NCBI's taxonomy places the organism in Eukaryota, Fungi, Ascomycota, Lipomycetes, Lipomycetales, Lipomycetaceae.